GCGGCUCUUCGCGAGAUCUCGUCCGCAGCAGCAAAUCGGCUCCAGGAGACAAUUCUGCUCGUUUCUGCGGCGGGUCAUGGAGGUGUCGUCUCACAGCCUCUUCCUGCUGCAGCAGCUCAACGUGCAGAGAGAGUUCGGCUUCCUGUGCGAUUGCACCGUCGCCAUCGGAAACGUCUACUUUAAAGCCCACAGAGCCGUGCUGGCUGCCUUCUCCAACUACUUCAAGAUGAUCUUCAUCCACCAGUCCAGUGAAUGUAUAAAGAUCCAGCCCACUGACAUCCAACCAGAUGUCUUCAGCUACUUGCUGCACAUCAUGUACACUGGAAUGUGUCCCAAACAGCCCGUGGACCAGACCCGGCUGCAGGACGGGAUCAAGUUUCUUCACGCCUACCAGCUGUGCCGGAAGCCAGGUGAAGGACUUCCUGAUGGCGCCCCUGACAUGGUCCGUAUGUCCAACCUUUAUGGCAUACAGAUCUCAUCCCAGCUGGCCACCAAAGAUACAUCAGGAGUUUCCAAAACCACUACAGUGUCCCGGGGGGCCCCUGAAGAUGGGCUGGGGGCCCACUCCCAGCUGUCUCUUGCUGUUGGACUAGAGGGGGCCCCUCCAGACCACCAAGUAUCAGCGCUACGCAAAAUCUGUUCUGGGACCUCAGGGGAUGAUUCGGACAUGUCAAGUCGCAUCAAACAGGAGCGUGUAGAGGAAGAGGACGGUGAUGUAGAGGAGGGGCCUGGGGUGGGGUCUUUGUCCCCCACACAGGGCAGCAGCCCCCGUCAGGGUCCUCUGUUCAAAGACCAGCCCCUGGUCCUUCAGUGUCCCCGUUGUGGGGAGCGCUGCUCCUCUCCUGAGGACCUGAGAGAGCACCUGUUCAGCCACGCCCUUGACCCUGCCCGCCUAAUGGACAGGCUGCCGCAGGGUGGAGAGCUGGAGUCCGGUGUGGAGGAGGGGCUGGUGGGGGCCCAGGAGCAGCUGGAUGCAGGAUGCUUGGAGGAGGCACUAAGGCAGAGCCAGGCACUCGCCACUCAGCUGGCAGCAGAACUGAGGCGCAGCCGGGGUGGAGAAGGAGGAGGGUCCAGUCCUUCCCCCACAAUCCUGCAGUCACGGAAACGGAAGAUUGCCUGCGCAGUCUGCAGCCUGCGCUUCUCCCACAAGAGCCAGCUGCAGGAACACAUGUACACCCACACAGGCAAACCCAGCCGCUUCCACCGCUACAACCGCCUCUGCAGCCAGCUCUUCCAAGGCUCCGCCCACUUCAUUGAAGGUGCUGCUGAGCCCGGCGUAGGGGGUGGGGCCUCUACAGCACUAUCUGAGGACACCAAUCGGGACACUCAGGACAACGGGAGCUCGUGCUACUCAUUGGACUCUGAGGUGUCCCAGGAGAGCGUGGACGGUGUUCCCAUUGAGUGAUGUCACCCAAUGAUGUCAUGGUUGGAGACUUGGGUUGGAUUCUGUGUACCUGUGCAGGUGUAUGUGUAACUCAAUGGUGUGAUCAUAGUGCAGCAUUGAUGAAGCUGUUGAUGCCUUCAUCCUUCAGAAAGGCAGCAGUGAUUGAUGAGCAUCACCUUCCAUUCUCGUCCCUCUCUGGUUUCUCUGGUCGGCAUCCAUCUUUGUGGAGAUUAUCAACCUCUUCCACCCUAGCACUGGGAGCACUGGCUUAAGCCCAGUCAGCUGCAGGUCCAGUGUCAGCAGAUGCAGUAGUGCCUUGAUGUCCCGCCGGUUGGUUUCAUGUGGAUCUGGAUUGUGCAUUUAUAGUAAAAAGAAAUGACACCCGCUUAGGAAUGGAUCUUGUGAUCUGCUCCUCUCCUGGUGUCAUUGUGGACUUGAUUCGUCCUUAGAGAUUUAUAUUUCAUGAUGACAUGCAGAAGCAGUCCUGGAAACUUCUCAUGGAGUUAAAAUCUGUCCCAGAGUUUUAAAGAGUCCAUCCAAACCUUUUUUUGUUUUCUUUGGCCCAGUCAAAGUCCACACCUUCCACUGAGCUACAGGCUGAUAGGGACCAUCAGGCCUUCGAGCCUUAAAGACCUGAAAAAAAAUGGUGGAGAAACAUUGGACCUGGAGGGAAUGUCUGCGGUCCAAAAGGUGCAGGACGCCCUUUGUCCUCACUGAUCUGGCAUUUAUAGGGUGUACUUACUUUUUAACAAGAUCUGUCUAAUGUGUACUGACUGAAAUUUGUUCUCUUUCUUAAAAUCCUGUCUUUGGUUUCUUGGAUGUGGGCUUCUGUUGAAGAGCCAUAACAGCUGUGUCCUCCUGCGGUUUGGUCUCCAUGGAGAUGUGGCUCAUCAAUCGAUGAACAUUAGCAGCUCAGAUCAGUUCAAAUCAGAGAGCAAAUCCAGCCAGAGUUGCUUCAAUUAAUGAAUGAUCUGCAAAUCAUUCAGUCCCUUCAGCUCAGCUGUGACUCCAGAAAACCACACAGAUGCUCCUUAAAGUUUUCUGAGGUCACAUGACAAGAGUCAUCACCGGUCGCUGCUCAUCGAACAGUCAACUCUCUUACCACGUUUUCUCAUGACCACAGGACGUUUUGUGUCUAAAUGUUUUUUUUUUCACACGUGUUGUUUUUCAUUAAUGAAACUUUUUUGUAAAUAAAUGUCUUUCAA
This is a messenger RNA of Cyprinodon tularosa, 2589 nucleotides long. RefSeq names its product zinc finger and BTB domain containing 25 (gene zbtb25). The transcript is spliced from 3 exons. Gene Ontology annotation, cellular component: nucleus. The record is from RefSeq and is a predicted model, not a curated record. Gene Ontology annotation, biological process: regulation of transcription by RNA polymerase II. Bases 77 to 1405 code for a protein of 442 amino acids. Gene Ontology annotation, molecular function: RNA polymerase II cis-regulatory region sequence-specific DNA binding; protein binding; DNA-binding transcription factor activity, RNA polymerase II-specific. NCBI's taxonomy places the organism in Eukaryota, Metazoa, Chordata, Actinopteri, Cyprinodontiformes, Cyprinodontidae.